Molecule: messenger RNA, 1772 nt
Organism: Tyto alba (common barn owl)
Lineage: Eukaryota; Metazoa; Chordata; Aves; Strigiformes; Tytonidae
Gene: LCA5L
Product: lebercilin LCA5 like
Biological process (GO): intraciliary transport
Cellular component (GO): axoneme
Source: RefSeq, a predicted model, not a curated record
GAGGAAAAAAAAUACCAGCUGAGAAGACACCACAUCAGAAUUCUUCAUUUUUAAGCCUGCAGAGUAGUAUGAUUUCCCAGAAAAAAAAUGCAGUGGCUCAGCGAAUAUCAUCAACAAGACUUCACAAAAUUAAAGAGCUGAAGAAUGAAAUAUUUGAUUUACAACACCAAUUAGAAGCAUCAAGCUUAGAAAACCAGGUUUUGAAACGACUUCAGUGUCAACACUCGAAAGCAAUACAUAGAUACGAAAAUUCAGAACGUAACUUGCCAGAUCUUUUAGCAAGUCACUAUAAUGAGGUGAGAGCCUUAAGGAAACUCCUGAGGAUGUCUCAGGAGGAUGAGAGAAAUACAUCCAAGAAGCUCAGAAAAGUUGAAGCAGAGCUGCUAAAAGCUAGAGAUGCUUUGCAGACCUUGCAUAUGCUUUCAGAAGACAAAGCUCUUGCAGAGAGAGAGGAACUUGGUCACAGAUUAUCAGUCCUUACAGAAAAAAUGGACGUGAAUUAUAAGAAAAUACAGAGCCUAGAAAAGCAGCUGAAGUUGAACAAUAGCACCUUUAGUCGUCAGCUGGCAAAUGAGAACAAAAAGGCUGUGGAAGCUGGGAUAAUUACAAAGAAUUUACAAAUGGAAAUUAACUCUCUUCACCGGAAGAUUAAGGAAAAGGAUCGGCAACUUUAUAUAAAAAAUAUCUAUGCAAAUCGGAUGCCUAAAAUCCCAAAAGACAAAAGUGAUUCAGUACCUCAUGAAAAAAGUCUUAGUAUAAACAGAUCGGUACAAGUAGAUAAACAGAGUUUUAGAUCACUGCUGCUGUCACACUAUCAAACUCGGGAAACAGAAAAAAGCCCAAUUCAGCAAACAAAGGAGAAAAAGGUUUCAGAAGAUAAGAACCAAGAAACUAAAGCAAAUGAAGUAUACACAGAUGCCCAAUGUAGAACAGAAAAGCAAUCAGCCAAGAAAAUACCAAAGCCAGAAACCCUUAAUGGAACACGUAGAGAGUAUUUAAGGGAGGGCAGAUUACUGAUGGAAGAAUAUACUUGUUUGGAAUUUAUGAAAGAAAGAGAGACAGAUUUACUUCAACAGCGGCUGAAAAAACUGAUGAAAAUGGAACACACUCCUCUAAGUGACACUGUAAAAGGAAACAACUAUGAGGAAGCCUAUGAAAAAGAAAAAAAGCCAGAUGAACAGCUACCUAAUGGUGAGAAGGCAGGGAGUAAAAGUCUAACUCCAGGUCCAAGAAACAAAACACCCCUUAUGCUGAAAAAAAAGUACAUAUUCCCUGAAGCCACUGAGAAUUUGUAUCAUGGGCUUCUUACAUCAGGUACAAAACCAAAAAGAGGCAGUCUCUGCAACUGUAGACAUGUGGGUCAGGACGGCAGUGAAACAGCUGAAUCAAAAGUGAAAAAUUCCUUUGGGCUGUAUGAACCAUCUUCUGGUAAAGCUACCAAAACAAGGCAGAAGGACAGCUCCACUGAAGCGGAAGGCUGUGCUCAUAUGACAUUUGCUGAAAGGAAAAAUCUUAUGAAAGAACGCUUUGGACCAGGCUGUGUUUGAAGAGACAACCAUUCAAGUUCUAACAUGAGAGGAAUGAAGAAGGAGAAGGGAUGCAGGAUUAUACAAGCCACAUUUCAAACCACCUCUACUAGUUCAUAAUGUAAAGCAUCUAACACCAGUGAAAUAGUAAUCAAUAACCUCAUGAGAAUACACAAAUGAAUUAUUUUGCUAUUUAGUUAAUUACAUCAACUUGUCUUUAGCAAUAAGGAUAUUUAAAAUAUUUAU